AUGGUAAAGGCUAACAACGUCGAUAUGUCUCUUGAUGACAUCAUCUCAAAGACCAGAAAAACCAAUAAUAGUAUUCACAAAAAACCACUCGGAGGAGCCAGACGCGGUACUGGAAGACCUACCGGGCUUCCACGUCGCUCUGGAGGAAGCAGCGGGGGAUGGAGAGACCUUGAUGCCGUCAGCAACCAUGGAAUUACCAGCAGAGGAAGCGACAGCAAGGUUAUCCGCGUCAAUAUCUCAAAUCUUGCACCAACCGUUAUCUCGAGCGAUUUGGAAGAGCUCUUCGGAGACUACAAGCUCCACUCGGUUUCAGUUAACUUCAACGAACAUGGCGAAUCUCUCGGAACCGGUGAUAUCUCGCUCACAAAACGUGAUGCUGACAGACUUGUUCAAAAGUUCAGUGGAGUCGCUCUCGACGGAAAGAUGAUGAAGUUCGCUGUUAUCGAUUCAAGUAACAUCGCCGGAAGAGUCGACUUUGGAAACAAAUCUCGCAGCGCUCCAGCAAGCUCAGGCCGCGGUUUCCAGUCCGGUCCACGCAGAUUCAACAGAAAGCCAGAAGAUUUUCUCCGUGACGGAGUUCACGAGGGAGACACGAAGAGAGGAGGAUCUUCUCGUGGAGGAUUCCGCAAGGGAGGACGAGGAGGAGAUCGUGACUCGAAACCAAAGAAAACAGAAGCUGAACUCGACGCCGAGCUCGAGGCCUAUAUGGCAAAGCGCAACGCUUGA
This is a messenger RNA of Caenorhabditis remanei, 726 nucleotides long. RefSeq lists its product as uncharacterized. The record is from RefSeq and is a predicted model, not a curated record. Gene Ontology annotation, biological process: mRNA export from nucleus. Gene Ontology annotation, cellular component: nucleus. NCBI's taxonomy places the organism in Eukaryota, Metazoa, Nematoda, Chromadorea, Rhabditida, Rhabditidae. Gene Ontology annotation, molecular function: mRNA binding. The transcript has 5 exons. Bases 1 to 726 code for a protein of 241 amino acids.